Molecule: messenger RNA, 7123 nt
Organism: Sinocyclocheilus anshuiensis
Lineage: Eukaryota; Metazoa; Chordata; Actinopteri; Cypriniformes; Cyprinidae
Product: chondroitin sulfate proteoglycan 4-like
Exons: 10
Biological process (GO): anatomical structure morphogenesis
Source: RefSeq, a predicted model, not a curated record
AUGAUGAAGAAUGCCCUCUUUCUGGCACUGCUAUACCUGCUCCAGACUGCCAACGGAGCUUCCUAUUUCGGGGACAGCUACUGUCGAAUAGAUGCCAUUCAGGAUCUGGCAAGUUUUCAAGUGUCGCUCCAAUUUAAAACAAGCAGACGUAGUGGCCUGCUCCUACUGGCGGCGGGACACAGAGAUUACCUCUUGCUGGAGCUCUACAAUGGCAAAUUACAGUCUAGGAUUGACAUGGGAUCUGGAGAAAAGGUUCUCUCCUCCAGCAUGGGUCUCCAGCUCAGUAACCUUCUGGACCAUCAUGUGUCUCUCAUUCUGAAAGACUCCAAACUUACUAUGGCUGUGGACAACCUGUACACAACCUUCAUUCCAGUGGAGGAUGCAGAUGAGGACCUGAACAUCGACCAGGGCGUGUUCCUUGGAGGCGUGAGGGACCUGGAAGUGGAGUACCUGAGCACAGCUGUUCCCUCCCUGCGUGGCUGCAUGAGCAAUAUUAUGUUUGAGUCUCGUGACUUUGAUAUUCUGGCUUCAGCAGCUACAGUCUGCUAUGACACCAAGGAGAGCUGCAGCAGUGAGUUUGAGGCAGGGGAUGGAGACACCACAAGCUUUAUCAGUCCAGAAUCAUUCAUCUCUUUCCCUACCUGGACCAGACUUAGCACAGGCUCCCGUAGCCUGGAGAUGCUAAUGAAGACGACCAUUGAGGAUGCUCUGUUGCUCUUCCACCCAGGACAUCAGGCAGACUUCAUUGCAAUCGGAAUGGCAGGAGGGUUCCUAAAAGGUGUAAUGGAUCUGGGAAGUGGAAUGUAUGUGCUAGACAAUGUGGAAGUGAAAGUGGAUGACGAUCAGUGGCACAGAGUUAAAGUUCAGAUUGACCCCAAUGAGUUCCAGAUAAAUGUGGACAGUCAAAUGGUUUCACUCCCUCUUAAUGAGACGGAAAAGCUGGAUCUAGUAGGGAACCUGUACCUGGGAGGCAUUCAAAGGAAGAUGAAGGAUGUGUUUCAAGAUUAUUUGACUCGUGUGGAGGAGGAGGUCACAUCGGAGUCCUUUAUUGGAUGUUUAGGAGAAAUCAAGGUGAAUCAGAAGGGCAGAAGCCUGCAGGAUGCUCUGAUAACUAAAGACAUUCAUGUGAAAUGUGAAGGAGAAUAUGAUUACUCCACUUAUGAUGAGGAUUUGGAGUUAACAACUACACCUCCAGUAAGAAUCACAUACAUUAAUGUCAAUACUGAUGAAAGACACUGUUUUCAUACAGAGAACUUGCCAGAGAUGUUCCGCAAUAUUUCCAAGCUCCUGGACAUCAAUCCUCUGCUGGUUCCGGAGGGAGGAGAGGCCUUCAUCGACAUUGUAAACCUAAACCCAACAUUUAACCUAAAAGCUGCAGGUGUUCGUGAAUCUGAGAUCAUCUUUACUCUGCUAAACAAUCCCUGGUAUGGACUGGUUGAUAUGAAUUUAAGACACACAAGGGUACAGAAGUUUACCCUUCUGGAUGUUGUCAACAAGAAAAUCAAGUAUCUUCAUGAUGGCAAUGAAAAGUAUGGAGAUCUAAUCCAGCUGGAGGUGACUGCACAUGGAACGAAUCUCCCAGAGUGCUUGAGUGCUGCACGCCAGUAUGUGCUACCAGUGGAAAUAAUCCCAGUCAAUGACAUCCCUCAGCUCAGUGCAGGUGAUAUCUCAAUCACAGCUAAUGGUCGCACACGUUUGAGCCCAAACCUCAUCAAAAUCUCAGACUCGGACAAUCGUUGUAAUGAACUCAAGGUCACAGUCACAUCGGACCCUACUGCUGCUGGAUAUCUGGAGAAUGCUCAACAGCCAGGAUUUGAUCUAAGAGAGUUCACUUGUAGACAACUGAAAGAAGGAAAUAUCUACUAUGUGCACAGGGGAGGAGAAGUGACGGAACUUACCCUGCAGGUCUCAGAUGGAGAUUUGGUUAGCCAGUCAAGCACAUUUAAGUUGCUUAUCACCCAGCCACAGAUGACUUUAGUCACAAAUACUGGCCUUCUGAUCACCCAGGAUGACAGCACCCCAAUUGGAAUACAAAAUCUGGCCAUUUCUGCAACUCCAACAACUGGAGACGUUGAGUAUAAUGUCACUCAGCCACUUCAGUUUGGAGAACUGCAGUUGAUCUCAGACAAUGGGGUACCAAAAAGAGUCACACUAUUUCAUCAGUCUGAUCUGGAGCAGAACCGACUGAAAUACGUUCCCAACCUCACAGCUGAUCUCAAGGGGACAGAAACAGAGUUUAUUCACUUCAAUGCACAGCUUGGACAGGUCAUCCUCCCAGACAACUUAUUUAUCAUUAAUAUCAUGCCUGCCCUUAUAGGAAUAGGUAAAAGGGUUCCUCUGGAAGUUGAAGGUGGGCAGCAAAAGGUCAUUAAACCUGAACAACUACAAGAUUUUGUGAGGGAAAGCAAAAUUGAUUCAAGAUCAGUCCAGUACAUGAUUACAAAAAGCCCAGUCCAGGGAGUCUUGAUGAUGCUUGAUAAAGAGUUGUCUGAUGGUGAUACCUUCACCCAACAAGACAUUUUGAAUGGUUUCAUCAGUUACAGCCCUCGUGUCCAUAGAGCAGUUGACUUUGAGGAUCAGUUCCACUUAAAAGUAUUCGCAGAGGAUCAGUACUCCAGAGUAUACACCUUUCCAGUUAAAAUCAAGGCUCAUUCUGAUGCUCCUGUCCUAAUCAAUGAGAGACUUGUUGUGCUGGAAGGAAAUGAAAACAUCAUAAAUAAAGAAUAUCUCUGGGUACAAACCUCCACCUCAACAGACUUUGUGUACAGGAUAGUACAAGAUCCCAAACAUGGUCGUCUUUUUAGAGACUCUCCACCAGGUAUGCAAAGGUUUGAUGGUGCAAUUCAAGUCUUUAGCAAUGAGGAUCUCUCUUUGAACAGGAUGGUCUACAAGCAUGACGGAUCAGAAACAAGUCAUGACCAGUUUACCUUUCUGGCAUUUGAUUCAAGAGGUGGUAAUGGUUGGCAAGAUGAGGGUCAUGAGGUACUGAGGGGAGUGUUUAACAUUGCAAUACAAUCCAGGAAUGACUACGUACCUCAAAGGGUAAUCCACAAACCUUUUAAUGUUGUCAGAAAUGGCCAUCGUUUAUUGACCACUGAUGACAUUCUAUUCAAAGAUGAUGACUCUGACUUUAAUGACACCCAGCUGGUUUAUGUGAGAGUGGGAAUUCUUUCAGGAAAUAUUGUCUCUGCAGUAGAUCCAUCGCAACCGCUCUUCCGCUUUACCCAGGCUGACCUGAGGGACAGGAAGGUUCUGUUUGUCCACCAUGGUGCAGACCAUGAGCGAUUCCAACUUCAAGUAUCUGAUGGUUUACAUAAGACAACAGCUGUACUUCAAGUGCAAGCAGGUGACCCUUAUCUACGUAUAGCCAACAAUACCAUGGUGGUCAUGGACCAUGGUAGCACCAAGACACUGAACACCAGUCUGCUAAGUGCAGAGACCAACAUGGACAUUAGAAGUGCAGCUGAGAUCAUUUAUGAUGUGACUUCUCCUCCCAGUGAUGGUAGGAUUAUAGUCAGUGGAACUGAAUCUUCCAAAUUUACACAAGAGGACCUGACUAAGGGUGUGGUCUCCUACGAACACAAUGACCAGAGCCUUAGCUCGAAAGAUUCCUUUGCCUUCACUGUGCAAGCGAAGGGUUGGUCCACGGAGGGCACUUUCAGGAUUAAGAUAUUCAAGAAAGGUUACCUGCCACAGCCACUGGUUGUGUCGAACAUGGUGAUCCUUGCCUAUGAAGGAGAGCAUUCUGUUAUUGACGCAAGUCACCUGGAGGUGAUGCAAAGAGACAUCCUGCCCACAGAGAUGGUGUACUCUGUCAAAGACUUUCCACGGCUGGGUCAUGUAGUCAAGCUUAACAACGACUCAGACAGUAUGGCAUCACCCGUGCUGGACUACAUUCAGUCUUUCACACAAGAGGACAUAAACCUGGGUAGAAUCUUUUACGUCUCCGCUUCCCUUCAGGGCCAGGACCACUUUAUCGUUGAUGUCAGCAAUGGCUUCACUACCAUAGAAGAUCUAGAGGUGCAGGUGGUCAUUGUUCCACGCAUCAUACCCAUCCAGGUGGUCAACCUCACAGUGAGGGAGGGUGGAUCUGUGGCGCUGACCCAAGAGGUUCUGAAUAUCACACACCAGUUCUACCGUUCCAAGAACAUUGACUUUUUUAUGGAGGAAGCACCUCAGCAUGGAGAUAUUAAGUAUCUGGAUGAAGAAGAUGGACUUGACACCUUCACCUGGGAGGAUGUGACGUCUUCACAACAUGGCGACGGCAGUGUCAGCAACAAUAAAGUUACGCCUUCUUUCUUAACCAUCGGCAUCACCAUCCUCCCUGUGAAUGACGAACCGCCCCACAUUCAACGCAACACCGGAAUGGAGCUUCUAGCUGGCGAGGAGUCUGAAAUCACAGCCAAUAUGCUGAGCAGCGAUGAUCUUGACACCCCUCCAGAGGAGUUGGUGUAUGCUAUCGAGAUGCCCAGCAAUGGGAUCGUUGCCUUUAAAGUGUCUCGAGAUGACAGCGUGGACAGUUUCACCCAGGCUCAGAUUAAUAAUGGAGCUGUACUUUGAUAUCACUCAGGCUCAGAAUCUGGUGGGUUCAGCUUCACCGUGACUGAUGGAGAACACACUUCACCUCUCAACCACUUCGCUGUCAAGGCAAGGCAGCUCACCAUCUCCAUGGAAACGGAGGGGGAACUCAUGGUCUUCCCAGGCACCAGGCAGGUGAUCAGUGGAGAUAUUUUACGGGCCAUAACAAGUGAAGACGGUGAUGAAAUCACAUACUCACUUGUGAAACCUCCUCGCUUGGGACGAAUAAUCAAACCUAACCAGCGUGGACAGUUUGAGGAGAUCAACAAAUUCACACAGACAGAGUUGGAUGCAGGUGCCGUGUAUUAUGAGCAUCAGAUGCCGUCUGAGCCCUUCUGGGUCCUGAAAGAUUCUGUUGAGCUGGCCCUCAUAUCGCCCCCAGCAACAGAGCUGCAUCACAGCCUGCCAGUGACUGUGUCAUACUACGCAGCCAAUCGAAACGUGUCGUCUCAGCUCUGGAAGAACAAAGGUGUGUCCGUGGUGCAGGGUCAGUCUAAAGUGAUUGACAGCUCUGUUUUGGAUGCUUCUAACCUGCUGGCCAGUUUGCCUGAGCAGAAGCGAGCGGGGCAGGACAUUGUCUAUGAAGUGCGUUGGUUCCCCAUUCAUGGACGACUCACUCUCGGGGGGUCUGAUCUGUCUCGCGAUGCUCCCCAUUUUCUGCAGGAUGAUGUGGCACGUGGUGAUCUGGAGUACAAUCAAGAUGACUCUGGAUCAUCUUCUGAUAGCUUCUCUUUCCGGGUCCAUCUGAACCCCAGUGGCCGCAGUCCACAGGUCCAGCCCGGUGCCGUGGUUCUGGAGGAGAUCUUCCUGAUCUCCAUCAGACGGCGAGACUCAAACCCACCAGAACUUGUAAGCUUGGACCUGCUCCUGGAAGCACUGCAGGGCUCCACGACCAUCAUCUCCAAAAAUUACCUCAACACGGUUGACCAGGACAGCACACCGGAUGAGGUCCGAUUUACCAUCUCCAAGAGUCCAGCUAAUGGAUAUGUCAUCUACACCGAUUCCGGAGACCGGAUUAUCCAAUUCAGCCAGGAAGACAUCAACACUGGGCGGGUUGCUUUUGUUAGUGAUGGAAGUCUGUCCGAUGGUUUCAUGGAAUUUACAGUGUCUGAUGGGAAACACCAAACAGACCCAUGCACACUGCAUAUUGGAAUCCUGGCCAAGUCUCUGAUACUGAAUAAAGCUCCAGAGAUUCAUAUAAGGCAGGGAGAUGACGAGACUCUAAUCACAGAGGACAUGCUGAGCACCUCCACUGGGGGUCCGGUCGAGGAGGAUGUACUCUAUAAGAUCACCAAUGUCCCGAAAUACGCAGCCGUAAUGGUGGACAGACAGCCCACAUCGGCUUUCACGCAGAAGCAGAUCAAACAGGGAAGAGUGAGUGUCCGUUUCGUUAAGUCCACAUCACCGAGAGAUAGCGUUGCCUUUGUGGCCCGAAGCAGGGCGGCAAAUGUGUCCUCUGUCCUCAACAUUACCGUGAAACCACUGGCGAAGGUGGCCCAGAACCCCCUGCUCCCCAGAGGUGCUACUGUACUCGUAGACAGAAAGUUGUUGGACGCUACACCUCUAGCCAACAAGACCAGAACAUCUCCAACUUUCAGCAUGAUCCAACAACCUCAAGGAGCUCGGUUCAUCAAGAGGGGUGGGCUAGAUGAUGGCCAGCCAGUGAGUUCCUUCACCCAACAAGACCUGGAUGAAGGUCGGGUAGCUCUGGUGAUCUUAAACACAACUGGGGCUCAAAACACUGGAAGUCAAAGUCAAGAUGAAGCACACUUCCUCCUAAAAGCACACGGCGUUCCUCCUGCAGAGUGCGUCUUGCCCUUCCAUGUGGUCCCCUACGACCCUUCCAAAGUUUAUGGUGCUACAAUGCUCAAAGUGCCACCGGUGUCCACUUCUGAUAAGAGUGAUCCAGGUCAACCAGAGCCCAGGUGGAGAGAUGGUAACGUGGCUUCUGGCAGCACUACAGCGACUCCUGUGGUAUCUAGACGAAAUACACUGUGGGCUAUACUUAUUCCCAUCCUCGUCAUCCUCCUACUCAUGCUCCUGGCUGCACUGCUGGCCUACUACUUGGUCCGACGCAACAAAACCGGAAAGCACAACGUCCAAACAGUGGCGGCAAAGCCGAAGAAUGGAGAAGUCAGUCAGGAGACUUUCAGGAAAACCGAUCCUGCAAACAACAUCCCCAUGUCAAACAUGGACUCCAAAGGGGCAGAUCCUGAAUUAAUACAGCACUGUCGGACAACAAACCCAGCACUGAAAAAGAACCAGUACUGGGUUUGAGAUGGGGAGGCGACCGGACAAUUGUGUUUUCAAUGCCUUGAAUCAUUCCAGUCAGUGUUAUACAGUUUUCUUGCCAUUAUUGAUGCUUUUAAAGUCCAGCACAUAUCUGAGUUUAGGGUUUCUUAGAAGGCACAGCAAAAUCUGUGUGCGUGCUGAUGUUCUAAUAGUCACAUGGUCAUUUCUCAAAUGAGGCUGAAUUAACCAACUUUUAAGGUACUUUUGGACAAGAACAUAAUAUGUUAUGUUUGAACAAUCCUUUGUAUGUAUG